UAUCCCCGGCUCAGUAGUUCAAACGCCGAUGACAGCUUUCGGAUAGAGCGAGCAAAUUGUUUCAUUUGUAGUGUAAAUUCCCGAACAAAACUAUUUGGGAACAAUAGGUGUCAUGUUUUAAGUCAAGCCGAAAGUUUUACGUUUAUAGUAUCGUGAAGGUGUUAAACAAGUGCUGUGUGUCUAGUAGGAACAUUGAACGAGAUUAGAUUUUGGCCAAACUAAAAAUAAUGUCUUCGGAGAUUCUGUUCGUCAUCGAGGGUACCGCGAUAAAUGGAGCGUAUAUAAAUGACAUGAAAAGCAACUAUAUCAUUCCGACGUUGGAAUACUUCUCCCAAAGCACAAUCAGUGACGAUCGUGUGGACAGUUAUUCUACGGAUAAGAAUGGCAAUAAAUACGCCAUUGUGCUGUACAAAACAGCUCAAAGCCUGCCGGAUGUUUGUUGUACCACUUUUGGGCACUAUAAUAGCGCUCAAAAGUUGCUAGGAGCGCUGGAGAAGUUAGAGCUAAGUGGAGAGAAGAGUGAAUCGAAUGCUAACCUGGCGGAAGGCCUCGCCACAGCGCUGGUUUGCUUCGAUGAGUUCGAUGAGGCGCGAGAAAAUGGCACCAAGUCGCACAAAUAUUGUAUUCUCAUUGCCGCAAGUGCUCCCUACUCGAUGUACGUGACGGAAUGCUACGCCUACGAGAACAAAAAUGCCGAACAGCUGGCCAGUUUGUUCCAGGAGAGAAACAUCAACCUGUCGGUUAUAUCGCCGCGAAAAAUUCCAAUUUUGUUUAAAUUAUUUGAAAAAUCUGGCGGAGAUUUAACGUCUUCUAGCACGAAGAAUUACUGCAAGGAUCCCCGGCAUUUGGUGCUUUUGAAGGGCUUCAGUCUGAAGGAACGUCCCGUUAGUCCUCCGGCUAAUAUUAGUCACAAUCCACCGAGCAGUAUGCCAAGUCCCAAUCCAAAUCAGCAGCAAGUGAGCAAUCAAAACGUAAUUGAUAAUGUUAACGCUAACCAUAUGGCUGGCAUGACAAACAACUCGGUCAUGCGUGGUUCGUUGGCAAAUCAACAAGCUGCAAUGCAGCAGCAGUUGCAGCAACAACAACAGCAACAACAACAGCAACAACAGCAGCAGCAGCAACAACAACAAUGUCGAAUGAAUUUCCCUCAAAGUCAUAUGAACAAUCAAAUGUUCCCCGGUCAGAUGCCCAAUCAACAAGGAGUUGGUGGUCUGAACUAUCAACAACAGCUCCAACAACAGCAGCAGCAACAACAACAGCAGCAGCAGCAGCAACAACAACAACAACAGCAGCAGCAGAUGCGUUGGAUGGCUCCUCCGCAAGCACAAGCUCGUAACUUCAUGCAGCCCGGAGGAAAUCAAGUACAGCAGCAACAACAGCAACAGAAUCAGAUGGUCAAUAACAAUGCUCAAUCGAAUUCUGUACUUAUCUCACAGCUCACCACUCCGUCGCAUUCGAUGAAUCCUCAGCAAAUGAGUCAGAUGAACAAUCCCCAGUUGAGGAUGCAAUUCGUCAACAACUGCGUCCAGCAGCAGCAGGGUCAACCGAAUCAACAGCAAAGUCUGAUGCAGCAACAGCAGCAGCAAAUGAUGAACCAACAGCAACAGCAAAACUUGCAAAAUCAGAUGGGAUCGCAGAUGGGUGGUCCGGUCGGUCAAAUGGUUGGUGCAAACCAGCAACAGCAAAUGCAGCAGCAGCAACAGCAACAACAACAACAACAAGCGCAACAUCAGCAGCAACAGGCUGGAAUGCAGUCGAUGCAGCAGCCACAGCAACAGCAAAUGGGUCCUGGACAGAAUCAGCAAAUGGUGCAGCAGACCUCCAGCCAGCUUCCCCGUGAACGCAUUUGGUCUGGGAUUUUGGAAUGGAUUGAAAAGCCGAACAAGAACGAUGCCACCAAGUUCACCCGACAGGUGCCCUGCUCAGUAACGGCAAACAUUCGAGAUGGAGAACCGGAGAUCAAAGCGGACAACUGGCCACCCCGCCUCAUCAUGCAGCUGAUGCCUAAGGCCCUGGUUGGAAGCGCCGGAGGGCAAUACAUCAAAGAAUCAAAAACCGUUGUCUUCAUACCGCAACAAUGUGACGCACUGGAAGCACUCUCCAAAGUCAUGGGUUCCGGAUUCGCCGGUUGCGUUCACUUCACAUCCAGUUGUGAUAUAAAGGUGCUGAUCUUGUUAUACACCGUUGAGAAGAAAGCCUAUCUCGGCUUCAUUCCGAACAAUCAGUUGGCUUUCGUGGACCGUCUCAAAAAGGUUAUUCUGCAGAACAAAAACAUGCAGGCUGCGAAUCAGCAGCAAGCCAAUCAAAAUGCUGGCAUGGGUAUGCAGGUCGCGCAGGGAGGUAUGAAUCCUCAGCAGCAGCAGCAGCAACAACAACAACAACAACAACAGCAGCAGCAACAGGUUCAACAGCAACAGCAAGCCAAUCAACAGAUGAUGGGUGGAUCUAUGGGCCCUGGUCCGGGACAGAUGGUACCUGGUCCCAGCCAAAUGGUCCCCGGCGGUAUGCAGCAAGGUCCUCGAAUGGGAAUGGUCAAUCAGAUGAAUCCUAUGGAACAGAUGCAGCAGGACCAAUUCAACAACUACGGGCAAAUGGGAAAUCAGCAGAUGCAGGACCCAAGCAUGCAAAUGUCCCAGCAGGAACAGUAUAAAAUGCUGCUCCAACAGCAGCAACAACAACAGCAACAGCAGCAGCAAAGAGGAAUGGGAGGUCCGAUGGGAAAUAUGGGUUUGAAUGUUGGCCUACAGAAUCAGCGCAUGAUGCGUCCUGUGCUGUCCAACAAUCCCGGCCUGAGACAUUUGCUACAGCAGCAGCCUAAUCCGCAGUUUCGCCAGCAGAUGGCUAUGGGCAACCCGAAUCCAAUGGGCCAGAUGGGAUCCCAGAGACCCAACCUUAAUUCCAAUCCCAAUCAGGCUCCGUUCGACGAUGCAAAUUUUGAUUUUAUGUAAAGUGAUAACCAACGACGCUGCGAUGUUUGUUAUAUUUUAUGUUAGGUAUGUUAUGGUGAAUCCGAGUGUAACAAAUAUAAUUUGAUCGGGGAAAGAAUAAUUUGAUAACGAAAG
Messenger RNA from Toxorhynchites rutilus septentrionalis, 3062 nucleotides. It is a transcript of the gene MED25, whose product is annotated as mediator of RNA polymerase II transcription subunit 25. NCBI's taxonomy places the organism in Eukaryota, Metazoa, Arthropoda, Insecta, Diptera, Culicidae. The record is from RefSeq and is a predicted model, not a curated record. The transcript has 5 exons. Gene Ontology annotation, cellular component: mediator complex; transcription regulator complex. Gene Ontology annotation, biological process: positive regulation of transcription by RNA polymerase II. Bases 228 to 2948 code for a protein of 906 amino acids.